CUGGACCUGAGUUGCUCGGCUACGUGGACCAGCCGGUACUGAGGCCGCCCUGCCUGUUCGUGGAGGGCGGAAAUUAUGGACUCAUCGGAUGUGCCAGAAUUCACUCCAAAUCACAGGGUACCUCCAAGACUUAGGGAUUAUUUUACAGAUGCCAGCCCUUUCCACAGACAUCUAGAAUCAGUCAGAAAGCAUACUUCAUUUGGUCAGACACCGUUUCGGAGGAAAAUUCCUGAGUGUUCACCAUUGCAAGAAAACGUUGACCCACAAAGGAUUGCAUUUCUUCUGCAUAAACAGUGGACCUUAUAUACGCUGACUCCCAUGUAUAAGUUCUCCUACACUAAUCUUAACGAGUACUCUUGUCUUCUGAAGUCUUUCAUUGCUGCUGAAAAGCAAAAAGGACUGGCUGUGGAAGUGGGAGAAGAUUUCAAUUUCAAAGUGAUUUUCUCCACUCUCUCAGGAAUGAAAGGAACACAACGAGAUCCUGCAGCAUUUCUUGUACAGAUUAUAUCCAAAUCCCAAAAGUCAUCAAAGAAUGCAGAAGAAAAAGUGGUGUGGACAGGUUGGUUUUGCUGUGUUUAUGGAGAUAGUCUUCUGGAGAAUGUGCCAGAUGAUUUUACCUGCCUACCUUUGUUCCUUGCCAAUGGGGCAGAGUCUAAUACGGCUUUAAUUGGAACUUGGUUUCAGCAAACCUUUGACUGUCGUUUUACUCGAUUAACAAUUAGUGCAUUCAAUCUUUCCUGGAUGGCUGCUAUGUGGACUGCAUGUAAUCUGGAACAUUAUGUGGCUGCUACAGAAUUGCUUUGGUCUGUACCCUGUAGCCCUCAGAGUUUGGACAUUUCUUAUGCAAUACAUCCUGAAGAUGCAAAAGCUUUGUGGGACAGUGUCCACCAGUCACCUGAGGAGAUAACGCAGGAGGAAGUUGACCUAUUCAUAGACUGCCUUUGUUCACAUUUUCACAGACAUUUCAAAAUCAAUUUGGCAGCUACAAGAUUGGUCUGUGUGUCAACAUCUGUAGCUUCUGCACAUACUGAUGGGAAAAUAAAGAUUCUUUGUAGCAAAUAUCUGAUUGGAGUAUUGGCAUUUCUGACAGAACUGGCAAUUUUUCAAAUUGAGUGA
Messenger RNA from Gracilinanus agilis (Agile Gracile Mouse Opossum), 1116 nucleotides. It is a transcript of the gene CENPL, whose product is annotated as centromere protein L. The transcript is spliced from 5 exons. The record is from RefSeq and is a predicted model, not a curated record. Bases 76 to 1116 code for a protein of 346 amino acids. NCBI's taxonomy places the organism in Eukaryota, Metazoa, Chordata, Mammalia, Didelphimorphia, Didelphidae.